AUGAUGCUUAUCGGAAUCAAGCCCAAAAGGUACACCAUCGAGUGGAUAGAGGCGCAGAAGGAGAGGGAAUUGGCCGAAAACACCAACCCAAUUUCUAGAUACCUGGAUCGCCGACGCAGUGAACGCGGGCCUAACUGGAUGCUGCAGAACUACGUGCCUAGUCACCCAUACUUCCUAUUUCUAGGCGAUUACUACAAGGACCCUGACGCAGAAGAGUCCGAAGAGGGUGCCACAUCGUAA
This is a messenger RNA of Babesia ovata, 240 nucleotides long. RefSeq names its product CG8. Bases 1 to 240 code for a protein of 79 amino acids. The record is from RefSeq and is a predicted model, not a curated record. Lineage: Eukaryota; Apicomplexa; Aconoidasida; Piroplasmida; Babesiidae. The transcript is spliced from 2 exons.